AUGGCGUUUCUCCUCCGGAGGCCCUUCGCUAUCACAGCGACAUUGCGACAAACUCUCCCCAAGUCAUCCGAAACCCUCACAGUGCGCGCUUUUCAUAACACGCCACUGAGACAACAUCCACAGUUGUACCGUCCCGCAAAGCCCAGAAUAUCAACAUCGAACAAUGUCUCCCUCUUCCGACAGACAUUCAGAAAGUAUCAGCAAGCUGCCUACAAUCCUGUGGCGCAGGGUGACGUGAAGCAGCGCUUGCUGUAUGGCGCUGGCAUCUUUGGCGCAACCUUGGUAGGCAUCAACUUCAUCUUCAACCGCGAGACACGUGAAGAUGGCGGCAUGCCACCAUUCGAGCGCGAAUAUCUCAACGACACUUUUAUGCACACUGGCCUCGGUGUUGGAAUGAUUGCUAUUGCGGCACGCGCUCUGCACAUGAACGGUUGGAGCUUCAGACUCAUGAGCGCGAACCCAUGGCUUGUCCUUGGCGUAGGGCUCGUGGGCAGCAUCGGCACCAUGUAUGGAACUAUGGCGACUCACCCAAGCAACUACGUCCAAAAAUACGCCCUCUGGUCUGCCUUCAAUGUGACGCAAGCCAUGCUCCUCUCGCCACUCUUCUUCAUGCACCCCGCCAUCCUCGCACGCGCCGGUCUUUACACUGUCGGCAUGAUGGGCUCCAUUGCCUUCGUCGGUGCAACCGCAAAGACAGACAAGUACCUGUACCUUGGUGGCCCGCUUCUAGCCGGUGUUGCCAUUGUCGCUCUCUCUGGUCUUGCCCCUCUUGUUGUUCCAGCCACGGCCGCGCGAACGCUCAUGGUCACUGAAAAUCUCUGGCUCUACGGUGGUCUGGCCGUCUUUGGUGGCUUCACCCUGUACGAUGUACAGAAGGUGUUGAACCAUGCACGUCAGGCUGAGCGUGGCUUGAUCCCCAAGGACCCUGUGAACGAGGCUGUGUCGCUGGAGUUGGACUUUAUCAACAUUUUCGUUCGCAUGGUGCAAAUUUUGGGAAUGAGCCAGAACCGGAAGAAGUAG
Molecule: messenger RNA, 1020 nt
Organism: Plenodomus lingam JN3
Lineage: Eukaryota; Fungi; Ascomycota; Dothideomycetes; Pleosporales; Leptosphaeriaceae
Cellular component (GO): mitochondrial inner membrane
Source: RefSeq, a predicted model, not a curated record